Molecule: messenger RNA, 2733 nt
Organism: Penaeus vannamei (Pacific white shrimp)
Lineage: Eukaryota; Metazoa; Arthropoda; Malacostraca; Decapoda; Penaeidae
Source: RefSeq, a predicted model, not a curated record
UUCGAGGAGGACGUUCGCACUUCUCGGCUGCUGUUCGUCGAGAGAGUAUCAGCGAUUGUCGAAACCGUGACGGAUUGAAAACAAGGAUGCGGGCGGGCGUGGCGUGUCGGGGCGCGGUCGCCUUCGGACUGGUGGCUCUGCUGGCCGGCCGAGGCAGCGGCUUCGUGUCUUCGCUUCCGGAGGCCGGGGAGAGGAUCCUGGCGCUGCAGGAGAAGCUGGUGAAAUUCGCAGAAGGAGGAGACUCAAGACGUCGGGAAGGAGGUGCUGGCGACUUCUCCAACAUGUGGACCCAGUGGCAUAAGGACGCCUCACACCUCAUGCUGAAGCUGAAGACGCCGGGAGACAAGCUGAUGGCCAUAAGGGGCAAACUCCUCGAUAAGAUUAUGGUGGAGUCCAAGCAACUGACCUCCAACAACCAGUCGAUCGUCUCCAUUGCCUUCCUGGCCUUCGGCGUGAUCCUCUUCGACGUGUUGGGAGACGCCCUCUUCGGCACCAGCUCGAACAUCCUAGCGUCUCUCGGGGGCGGCCUGCAGGGGCGGGAGACGCUCCUCCCCGGCCUCGGACUCUUCGGCGACAACGUGAACAACCUGGCGGAGGUCGUGCUCAACAUGAUCACCAUUUACCUCUACAGGGACGAGAGCCCCGACUGCGGAGAGCGGCUCCUGUGCGAGAGCAACCAACAGGCAGUGAGUCGCGGCUUCCUGGACACCCUCGUGACGUACAUCAGCGGGUUCGCGGUGUCCUUCUUCCUGCACGAAGCCCCUCUCUCUCGCAACCUGCAAGCCAUGAGAGCGGGCAGGAAGGGCCAAAACUGCAUCGAAAUCUACCCGCGGUGCUCCAUCACCUUGUGAGGACUCGGGGAGGCUCUCGACGAAGCUGCCCAGGCUGCCAUGUCGGCGCUGAGCGGCAGGGAGGAGAGCCAGACCGCCCCUUAGACCGCGAUGGAAGCAGCUGCGGAGGGCGAGAACGAGCGUUGGGACGCAGUCGGAGCCGGUCUGGAAGGACUCGUAUCUCUACGGUCUUCAGGUGCCGGGUUUCAAAUGAGCUUCUAAGUCAAAAUACCAUUACAAAGUACAUUAUGAUUGAUACCAGCUCAACACGCGAUCUCGAGUACGUACAGAAUCGGUAAGUCGUGACUACAGAUGAUUAUUCUACAUACAGUUCCAGAUUCUUGGCCAGAGAUACUAUUUGAAAAUACGAUCGCGAAGGCGGGAUCACAGGUCCCGGCAGUAGAAGACUAGUCCCUUGUGUUUCUUCGGGGUCGAGUGAAGGCCGAGCUCCCACUCGUCUCGUGUGAAAGGUCUUGUAAGGGAAAGGGCGUCGGAAAGUUCUAGAGUCGGAGAAUGUAUUGGAGCGAACUUAAGCUCUGCCAACUCUGCUCUUCUUCCUCGCUACAGUUAAGGCCUACCUUGAUCCAAUCAGUUUCGAGUUGAGCUUUGGCAACUUGGAUAUGGCUAAACGAUAGGGAAAAAAGGGAUUCGAAAAUACUACUGAGCUUUUUAGGUCUUUUGUUAUGAUGAUGGAAAUAUUCAAUGACUUCCGAUUUGGAUUUUCAUUCAACGGUCGAAUCCUUGGGUAAAGAGUCAUAGAAAACGGACAAAACAACGACAUGCAGGUAGGACAAAUGUAUUUAAGAUGUCUCUGUUAGACGCAGUUAUACUAAUCCUUACUCUUAUAUUAUCCUUAUUUUAAGGACUUGGACUUCCUUCAUAGGAGUCCUCGGGCAUUAUUAGGUUAAGGAAAGUUUAUUUUUGUGGUGCAUAAAUAUUUUUGUUGAUAUCUUCUCUACAUUACAAACUGUGGUAUCCUCAGUGUAUCGGAUAUACUUUUACAUUGAUAUUAGGCGUGAAUUACAGUUAUAUAUAUUUGUUAUUCUGGCACUCGAUCAGAUGCAAAAUCCUCAUGAAAUGAAAAUUUAUAUCAGUUAAGAAGGUUAAAUGCAAUAAGGACUCACAUGACUCAUUCCUCUCACAGGCCAUCAAUCAGAAUCUCUAGGUACAGAAUAGGUAAAAGAAAAUAAAGAAAGAAAAAAAUGUAAUUUGCAACACAACCCAUUUCUCUGCAUGGUUUGUACUCGAGUUCUUGGUUGAACGAAAUAGUAAUGCCGAGAUAACUUAAAUUGAAAAUAGAAUGUAUGAAUCAAAUAUUUAACAAACAUAAAAAUCGCAUAUCGUUCGAAAGCGUUCAAUAAAAAAAGCGCCAUAAAUAAAAUUAAAAUACGAAAUAACAGCAUUCGAAAGCGUUCAAUUAAUAAACCAAACAACGAACGUCUUGAAUAAAAAUAACUUGGCAUUCGAAAGCGUUCAAUCAAUAAACCCAAAACAAUCAACGAAACGAUUAACCUUGCAUUCGAAAGCGUUCAACCUUGGCUUCGAGUAAACCUGAGAGAAUGAAACCAAAUGAAACGUCGGCGUUCGAAACCGUACGCGGACGAGCCGAUGUGGACGACUCGCAUAUUGAAUUGUGUUGAAACUUGCAUUCGAAACAAGAAACAAGGUCAUCAUAAGUAAGAAAAAAAUAAGUGCUAUUUAGAAUUAAGAAAGAAGAUGACCACACAACACUAAAGAUAAUGAUUUGGUUUGGUAAGGAGGUUGAAAGGAAAUGAGACAGAUUCAAACCUUAUUCCUGAUAAAUGUUUUGGAAUUCUAAAUUUUAUUCUGAAUAUAAAUGUAUAGUUUUAUAAGCAACUGAUAUACGUUUGGAUGUAAUUGCCAAUAAAAUAAAAGAACAGUC